This is a messenger RNA of Rotaria sp. Silwood1, 273 nucleotides long. The record is from the annotation of a GenBank genome assembly. NCBI's taxonomy places the organism in Eukaryota, Metazoa, Rotifera, Eurotatoria, Philodinida, Philodinidae.
AUGGAACUUGUAAUUCAACGUCUUUUAACAACAUUUCAAUCAUAUCAACAACAAUCAAUUGCUGGAAUUGAUAAAAAUCAAUAUAAUUAUCAUUUAGAAGAAUUUUCUGAAUUAAUUAAAUCUAUUUAUGAAAUAUUAAAUAUACCAUUAACAGCUGAUACAUUAACGAUAUUUAUUGAAUAUCUUGAUUUAUGUUCAAAUCGACUUGAACCUAUGAAUAUAAUACGUUAUCGACGAACACAUUUAAUGCUUGCUUUACAUUGUUUAUGUUGA